Lolium rigidum is the source of this 1155-nucleotide messenger RNA. RefSeq names its product urease accessory protein G. The record is from RefSeq and is a predicted model, not a curated record. The transcript has 7 exons. The coding region runs from base 69 to 914 and encodes 281 amino acids. Gene Ontology annotation, molecular function: nickel cation binding; GTPase activity. NCBI's taxonomy places the organism in Eukaryota, Viridiplantae, Streptophyta, Magnoliopsida, Poales, Poaceae.
GAGCUAAAAGUCUUAUCCCGAAAACCUCCACCUUUCCUCCGCUCCGAUCCCAAGCUCUGGUUCCAUCCAUGGCGUCCCAGGAUCACCACCACCACCACGGUGACCACUCCCACGAUGGCCACGACGGCCACUCCCACGAUGGCCACGACGGCGGGAAGGGCGCGGGGUCGUGGGUCGGCGAGGACGGCCGCGUGUGGCACUCCCACGACGGCCUGGCGCCGCACUCCCACGAGCCCAUCUACUCCGCCGGGGACUUCACCAAGCGCGCGCCGCCGCUCGACUCCCGCCGCUUCGUCGACCGCGCCUUCACCGUCGGCAUCGGCGGCCCCGUCGGCACCGGGAAGACUGCCCUGAUGUUAGCACUCUGUACAUGCCUGCGUGACAAAUAUAGUCUUGCGGCGGUUACAAAUGAUAUAUUCACAAAAGAGGAUGGGGAAUUCUUGGUCAAGCAUGGAGCUCUGCCUGAAGAGCGUAUACGUGCCGUUGAAACUGGAGGCUGUCCUCAUGCAGCUAUACGUGAGGACAUCAGCAUAAAUCUAGGUCCUCUGGAGGAGCUAUCUAACUUGUACAAAGCGGAUUUGCUACUCUGUGAAUCUGGAGGAGAUAACUUGGCUGCCAACUUCAGCAGAGAGCUAGCAGACUACAUAAUCUACAUCAUCGAUGUGUCUGGUGGGGACAAGAUACCAAGGAAAGGUGGCCCUGGGAUAACCCAAGCAGAUCUCUUGGUGAUAAACAAGACCGACCUUGCAGCAGCUGUUGGAGCCGACCUAUCCGUGAUGGAGCGAGACGCGCUCCGCAUGCGGGAAGGAGGGCCCUUUGUGUUUGCCCAGGUAAAACACGGUGUCGGUGUGGAGGAGAUCGUGGACCACGUGCUGCGGGCCUGGGAGAUCGCCACGGGCAACCGGCGGCGAUAGAUAUAGGCUAUCGUUCAUGACUGACCGGUGCCAUUUUCGGUUCAUCGCGCUCGGGGUGUAAAUCAUGUACCCGUUUUCUGAAUAAGUGGUGCCAUUUUCGGUUCAUCGCGCUCGGGGUGUAAAUCAUGUACCCGUUUUCUGAAUAAGCAGCACAUCCUUGGUUUUGGUGGCCUGGUGCUGCGCGCUGAAAAUAAUGUGGUAUCUUUGCCAGUAUGGUAAUACUACGGAGUACCUUUUUUGA